Messenger RNA from Mya arenaria, 1017 nucleotides. Its product is annotated as small VCP/p97-interacting protein-like. Bases 63 to 290 code for a protein of 75 amino acids. Lineage: Eukaryota; Metazoa; Mollusca; Bivalvia; Myida; Myidae. The transcript is spliced from 3 exons. Gene Ontology annotation, biological process: positive regulation of autophagy; negative regulation of retrograde protein transport, ER to cytosol; negative regulation of VCP-NPL4-UFD1 AAA ATPase complex assembly. The record is from RefSeq and is a predicted model, not a curated record. Gene Ontology annotation, cellular component: endoplasmic reticulum membrane.
CGCAAUUCAUAUUUACCUAGUUUGUUUACAAUCUGUCAAUUGACUUCAUUUUUGACACAGAAAUGGGAUACUGCCUUUCAUGCUUUGAAGGAAGAGAUGUGGAUCAGCCAACGCCGGAGACGCGGCGGCGGCAGAUGGUUGCGGCAGCGGAGCAGCGACAGAAGGCUAAUGAGAGUCGAGGACUCAAAGACCCGGAAGGUUUCAAGAUGAAACAGAAACGGAAGGCGGAAGCGGAGAAACUGGCGGACCAGCCACAUGGGGACACGAACCUUAAGUGGCAAGUGAGCUAGCAGGAAUCGAAGAAAGUCUUCAUCAUCACCUUGCUCAGCACCAAUCUGUCAUCAACGGAGUGAAUAACAUCGUCAUAUUUGCAUUGAUGUCAUGUCUACGCUCUUGCAAUUUCUUGUCAUUAAUCAUUGAAUGUUUUACGUCUUUGUAAACCGUGAGUGUGGCCUUUUUCUUGGUAGAGUCUGUAGAACAGUGAAAAAACCCAUCUCGCUCACAUUGAGGAGCAGGAAAUGCUCAAGAUGAGCUUUGGUGAUGACCUUUUUUCUAUCACCGUCCGUCGUCGUCAACUUUGCAAUUGCUUUUCAAAAUAAAGUUCGACCAAACUUCACAGGAAUAAUAUUUAGGCAUUCCGCUGUCACUGUGCUCACAAGAAUAGUAUUCCGGCAGAACUGCCAUGACAACAUAAUCUCUGACAGGAAAAAACAACACUUUUAUGUAAAUUAUUUUCAACAAACUAUGACCUGAGUUUUAAAUUAUCUUAGGAAUGUGACAUUGUAUGAACCUCUUUAUGGAGUAUGCCUUAAACAGUAAUGUUUGACUUGUGGUUUUCUACCAUUUUUGUCAAAGUCUUGAUAGGGCAUGGAACUCGGGUAAGCGUUGAGGCCAAUCUUGUUGCUAAUAUUCUCAGCAUUGUAAACUGUUUGUAUACAUGGAAUCACCAAAUCAUUUAUGUCGUCCUGUUAAUUUGUUAUUUAUAAAUUUAUUUAUAAAUGUGUAUUUUAAUCAUUA